Messenger RNA from Vidua macroura (Pin-tailed whydah), 1142 nucleotides. RefSeq names its product cuticle collagen 40-like. Lineage: Eukaryota; Metazoa; Chordata; Aves; Passeriformes; Viduidae. The transcript has 2 exons. The record is from RefSeq and is a predicted model, not a curated record. The coding region runs from base 504 to 1142 and encodes 212 amino acids.
CACAAGGGAAUAUUUUUAUUCGGAGGAAAAGCGAAAGUUCCUGCUUAACCCAGGGAAAUUGACCAUGUUGGUAUCUUUCCGUGGGGAGAGCAAUUCUCCCGGCAUGCGGCACACCCCCUUCUUUCCAGAAGGUGUUCCAUAAAGCACAUCUCAUCCAAAGGGCAGGUCGGAGUGUCUCGAAUGAGAACAGGACAGAUCAAGGCUUAUUUGGUGGCUCGGUGCAGCACCACGGCAGAGCAGCGCAGCACACGCCUACGGCUCCUACCUGCAGCCAUCUGAGCCACGCACAUUUUACAUCAUUUUCUCCUACAUAAAAAGGCAUUGUUCGCCGCUGAGGCUCCCGUGCACGGCUGCUUCCUCCCUGAUCCAUGCAAUACAGGGGAUCAUUUUUUUAGCCGCGCAGAUCCCCUUAGAGAAGCUUAGGGGUGGGGGCAGGAGAGGACAGAGGUUCGCAUCCUACGGAGGGCUCUACAGCCCGGAGAUGCUCUGCGGCAGCCGCCCCCAUGAAGGUAAAGCGGGCGUUACCGGGCGGCCGCCCCGCUCCAUUUUCACCUCCGCGAGGUGGGGCGGCGGCGACCCGCGGAGAACUCCGCUCUGGCUGCGGGACGGAAGAGCCCAAAGAAGGGACUGAAGGACGGACGGAGGGAGGGAGGGAGGAAGGAAGGAAGGGAGCACCCUCGAGGGCCGGGGUGCCCCCAAAAAGGGCUCGCGACAGCCGCAAGGCGGGAAGCGCGCGCGGCUGCCCCCCCCCUCCGCCCCCGCACUCCACAACGGCGCCGGCCCCGCGCCCCCGCCCCGCCCGUCCCUCCUCCUCCUCCUCGGACGGGGCUCGGCACGGUGCUUACCUGAGCGCCACGGCGGCUGCCGGCACCGGCGGGCACACAGAGGACGCGGGGUACCCGGCUCAAGCCGACCCGCCCCGUCGCUCUCGGGGCUGUCGCCGGGACGCGGCCGCCUGCGCGCCGCGAGCCCCCGGGACCCGCCCCCGGCCCCGCCCCGGCCCCGCCGCCGCUCCCGCAGGGCCCCCGCGCCUGUGGAGGUGGAGGAGCGGCCCCUCGCUGCCGCCCCGCCCCGCCACGGCCCCUGCAUUGCAGAGACACCGAGGCUCCGGGGCGCCCGGCCACGGGGUGUCCUGCCACUGA